Molecule: messenger RNA, 936 nt
Organism: Mauremys mutica (yellowpond turtle)
Lineage: Eukaryota; Metazoa; Chordata; Testudines; Geoemydidae
Product: zinc finger protein 256-like
Exons: 1
Biological process (GO): regulation of transcription by RNA polymerase II
Cellular component (GO): nucleus
Molecular function (GO): DNA-binding transcription factor activity, RNA polymerase II-specific; RNA polymerase II cis-regulatory region sequence-specific DNA binding
Source: RefSeq, a predicted model, not a curated record
CAGCAGGAAAAUGUUGAGCAAGAGGAUAAACACAGAACAUUAUCGCAAAGAUCAAAAAGGAAUGUGUCCAGGAAUCAUGAGUGUGGAAACUCCUGUGAGAUUCAGCACAGACCAGAAAGAGAGCAGAGAAACCAUACAGGGGAAAAAGUGGGAAAAUAUAUUUCAUGUCGGGGAACUCAGGAGGACCUCAAUGAAACUACAACCCAGCAGGAAAUCCUCAUGGGAAAGAGAAAAAAAACAUGCACUGAGGGAGGGAAAAAUUUAUAUCACUACUCAGUCCUCAUAAAGCAUCGGAGAAUCCACACAGGAGAGAGGCCCUUUGAAUGCAGUGAGUGUGGGAAAAGCUUCAAUCGCAGCUCGCACCUUAUUAGGCAUCAGAGAAUCCAUGCAGGGGAGAGGCCCUAUGAAUGCAGUGAGUGUGGGAAAAGCUUUAAUCGCAGCUCGCACCUUAUUAGGCAUCAGAUAAUCCACACAGGGGAGAGACCCUAUCAAUGCAGUGAUUGUGGGAAAAGCUUCACUAGCAGCUCAGCCCUUUCUGAUCAUCAGAAAAUCCACACAGGGGAGAGACCCUAUCAAUGCAGUGAGUGUGGGAAAAACUUCACUCACAGAUCAGGCUUUUUUCGCCAUCAGAAAAUCCACACAGGGGAGAGGCCAUAUGAAUGCAGUGAGUGUGGGAAAAGCUUUAAUCGCAGCUCACACCUUGUUAGGCAUCAGAUAAUCCACAAAGGGGAGAGACCCUAUAAAUGCAGUGAUUGUGGGAAAAGCUUCACUAGCAGCUCAGCCCUUUCUGAACACCACAAAAUCCACACAGGGGAGAGGCCCUAUCAGUGCAGUGACUGUGGAAAAACCUUCAAUCGCAGCUCAAACCUUUUUACCCAUCAGAGAAUUCACACGGGGGAAAGGCCCUAUGAAUGCAGUGAGUGUGGGAAUACCUUC